AUAAUCUGCAAGGUGGUCAAUGAAGAGCGCUGUUUACAAAGCCUGCGUUACUGCUUUUGCUUCCCCCUUAGAUCUCUUCAACUGAAGAAUGCCAUUCUUGAAAGGUGGAAGAGCAGCAGUGACUAGAACGAAAAAGUACUUAGAAGCUGGAAGAAUAAUUUUAAAUGAUGGUGUUAAAAUUAUGGUUAUCAAUCAUAUCCCCGGGGCUGAAAUAUCCCAUGGAUGCGAUGAAUUCAUUAAAUGGCAUCUACCCCCAUUACAAUUUCGAAAUCCAAACGUUCAGAUCAUUACAUUCAAAAAUAUGUUUCCAACACCAUUUAUAAAGAUAUAUCUUGAAAAAGAUGAAGAAGAGGUGGUCAAUUGUGCUUUCCGCAAAAAUGCCGAUAUCUAUGAUCAUUUGCACACGUUACUUGGAAAGACCACGUCGCAAUCGGCUGAGUCAUCAUCAGUGGUAAAUGAUGCUCAGACGACAAGAAAUCCGUCGAAUUUUGGAACAGAUUUCCCACGUCAGUGUAUAUGUGAAGUCUAUGGACAAAUGCCGUGUUCUUCCCACAUAGGCAAACCAAAGUUGUGGUCACACUUACAAUAUACCCUACCAUCAGUCGAUUUGGAGACAACAAUUCCUCGGAAAUAAUUCAUCGGAUUAUUUGAAUCUGUGUGUGUAUAUAUGUAUUUUUAAGAAACAGGUUAUUAUUCCUGCUCCUAUUGUAGAAAAGUUACUUUUUUUCUAGAAAAAUCCUACCUUACGUUACUCUUCCAUCAUACUUUCUCACAUACUACUUAUAUGUGUAUUGAUUUGAAAGGUUGAAUUAUCAAAAAUAAAAUGUUACAAUAUUGUUAUGUUGCUGCUGCUGAGUGGUUAAUAGUAGUUUUCCCCGUCGCCAAAUUGUUAU
Trichobilharzia regenti is the source of this 893-nucleotide messenger RNA. The record is from the annotation of a GenBank genome assembly. Lineage: Eukaryota; Metazoa; Platyhelminthes; Trematoda; Strigeidida; Schistosomatidae.